UCUUCCUUCCCUUCGUCCUGUCUCUCCUCCUCAUUUUACUCCUCAACCCUUCUCUUUUCCUUCCCAUCUCUCAUCUUCCAGUUCAAGCCCUCGGAUUUCUCACUACCCUCCACCUACACAUUUAGAAUUAUCCCGGUCCCAUUCUCCUCGACUUUUCUCUUCACCACAUUUUUUCCAUUCUUCAUCGACUAUUGGAUAUCUUAGCAUCUAUCCAUAUAUAUAAUAUCUUCAAACUGACACUCGCCUGCCAUCUAUUCCAUCGGCAGUUCUGAUUCGGCAUUGCCCUGGGAGAUAGACCACCAGUGAGACUCAUUUCUGAAGUCACAAGUCACCCAGUAUCCCGACCGCAACAUACCAUGGCUUCCCGUCAUUCGCGUAAAUUACUGCGACCGCUGCUCUAUACGUCACUCGCCACGGCUGCGGGUGCUGGAGUGCUUUACAUCUCUUACCGCCCUCGCAAUAUCCCUGGUUCCGAGGCCCCUGCGGUCCCGCCCCCAGGCUACCACGAAGGCCGCCUGGUGCCGCCUAGUUUUCCCCGGAUCAAGUCUAGAUUGGAACAAAUCGAGGACCUCAAGCGAUCUGCAAAGGGGGGCGAGGAAGAAUAUGAUCUGCUAGUCAUUGGCGGUGGCGCCACUGGCUCAGGAAUCGCUCUUGAUGCCGCAACUCGAGGGCUGAAGGUUGCCAUCGUCGAACGGGAUGAUUUCAGUGCCGGAACUAGCAGCAAAAGCACGAAACUUGUACACGGGGGUGUGCGUUACCUCGAAAAGGCGGUAUGGGAACUGGAUUAUAAUCAAUACGCACUUGUCAAGGAAGCCUUGCGGGAACGGAAGUAUUUUCUAAACACAGCCCCCCAUCUUUCUAGCUGGCUCCCAAUCAUGGUACCGGUACAGAAGUGGUGGCAGGCACCCUAUUUCUGGGCAGGCACCAAAUUUUACGACUUUCUGGCUGGAUCAGAAGGUAUCGAGAGCUCUUACUUUCUGACCAAGAGUAAAGCCAUUGAUGCUUUUCCGAUGCUUAGAAAGGAUAAUCUGAUCGGUGCUAUGGUUUACUACGACGGUGCUCACAAUGAUUCUCGAAUGAACGUUUCCCUGGCAAUGACAGCUGCACUGUACGGUGCCACUGUUGUCAACCACAUGCAGGUUACUGGCUUGACCAAGGAUUCAUCCGGCAAGCUGACCGGUGCCCACCUUAAGGACGUGAUUCCAGGGAGAAACGGCCAGGAGGAGGGAGAAUUCACCAUUAAGGCGAAGGGUAUUAUUAAUGCGACUGGGCCCUUUACCGACUCGAUCAGAAAGAUGGACGAACCUGAUGUGAAGGAAAUUGUAGCUCCUAGCUCGGGUGUUCAUGUCAUUCUCCCCGGGUACUACAGCCCAUCAGACAUGGGACUGAUCGAUCCGUCGACAUCUGACGGCCGAGUCAUCUUCUUCCUGCCCUGGCAAGGAAACACUAUUGCUGGCACCACGGAUCAGCCCUCUGAAAUCACGACCCAGCCCGAACCAUCUGAGAAAGACAUCAACUGGAUUCUCACGGAAGUUCGUCGAUACUUGGCCCCUGAUAUCAAUGUUGAACGAAGUGAUGUGCUUGCCGCUUGGUCAGGAAUUCGUCCUCUAGUACGCGAUCCCAAGGUCAAGAGUUCCGAGGCUUUGGUGCGAAACCACCUCAUCUCCGUAUCCCCAUCUGGCUUGUUGACUUGUGCUGGUGGAAAAUGGACUACGUAUCGGCAGAUGGCCGAAGAGGCAGUUGACGAGGCUGUCAAGGUUUUCGGUCUGAAGCCCCGUCAAGUAACCGAUGCGCCCGACAUCAGCGGCGUUGGUGGAAGUGGACUUGUCGCCGAUGGCGCUGUCCUUGAUGGCUCUUGCCAAACCCAUCAGGUCCGUUUGAUUGGUGCUCAUGGUUACUCAAAGACCCUCUUUAUCAACCUCAUCCAACAUUAUGGCCUCGAGACGGAUGUGGCACAGCACCUCACCCAAUCUUACGGUGAUCGAGCCUGGCAGGUUGCGGCUUUGUCUUCACCCACCAAUGCUCGUUUUCCUGUUCGAGGCCAGCGUAUAUCCACCCUCUAUCCUUUCAUUGAUGGCGAAGUUCGUUACGCUGUUCGCCACGAGUACGCACAAACUGCUGUCGAUGUUCUUGCACGCAGAACUCGUCUAGCGUUCCUAAAUGCUGAAGCAGCCCUAGAAGCCCUUCCUAGUGUCAUUGAUCUCAUGGGCGAAGAGCUGAACUGGGACAGCGGUCGAAAGGAUGUUGAGUGGAAGGAGAGCGUCAAAUUCUUGUCCUCAAUGGGACUUCCCAAGAACUUCCUUGGUCUGAGCAGAGCGGACGUCGAGGCCGGCAAGGUUAAGCAGGUUGAUAUCGCGCAACGAGCAGCUUUCUCCAGGACAGAUCCGUCAGCGGAUGCGCUUGACAACGACAACCUCUCAUCCGAAUCGAACAAGAUGAUCGAACCCGACUCACCGGCUAACAAAUAGAACAGUCACACACCAUAGAGCUAUCUUGUAUAAAUAAUUGGAAGUGUAUAAUUGGCAUAUUCUUAUGUUUUAUUGACUCCGACAAUCUCUUGGUUUGUCAUUUUGGAAAAAGGGAGACGUGGGCUUGCGUUGUUCAAGCUUGCUAGCUUACAGGAGCGCUUUUUGUUUUCGUUCUUAAAACAGAAAUCAUCCGGUUUACUGGUGACCACACCUCGGCCGGAUGGCUGAAGGGCUUUCUGUCAAGGAUUUUGGGUGUCACCUGCCUGCCUCAUUUCGUUGAAGGCUAGCUGAGUGUAACAGGGCCAGUUCUCACUGAUGCCAGUAGUCAUUAACCUUAAUA
This is a messenger RNA of Aspergillus saccharolyticus JOP 1030-1, 2808 nucleotides long. RefSeq names its product glycerol-3-phosphate dehydrogenase GUT2. The transcript is spliced from 5 exons. Gene Ontology annotation, biological process: glycerol-3-phosphate metabolic process. The record is from RefSeq and is a predicted model, not a curated record. Gene Ontology annotation, molecular function: glycerol-3-phosphate dehydrogenase (quinone) activity. Lineage: Eukaryota; Fungi; Ascomycota; Eurotiomycetes; Eurotiales; Aspergillaceae. Gene Ontology annotation, cellular component: mitochondrion; glycerol-3-phosphate dehydrogenase (FAD) complex. The coding region runs from base 357 to 2468 and encodes 703 amino acids.